AGCUAGUCCAGUGCCGGUAAAUAGCUCUACAAAAGCUUCAGCAGGAGAGAUGUUCAACGUCUACCGCCUGAAAGAGAAUCCAACGUGGGUGCGGUUUGGUCCGCGAGCCGCCCCCGCCGAGGAAUCGUUCAACACAACGACCUCUUUCUUCUCUGCGAGUACCAGACCGACACCUUCGACUUUACGAGGUGUGUCGGCGGACAACUCGCCCGAGAUGGAUCACACCAACAAGGGCAGCAAGCGACGAGGCUACCACCAAGCAACGGCCCCCAGCUUCUCCCCCGGUUUAACCCGCACGAGCUCUGACCGAGCGGAGGCGGAAACUCUCGUAGCUGCCGGUGUCGCAGCGGCCCUCCGCCAUGAACGACAGCAGGCGCAGCAGCGAGAACAGCAGAGUGGUCAACGCACCACCCGCACGUCCGUUUCUGCUUCUUCUUCUCUCUCCUCCAUCGCGAAAUCGGCAAACGCCGCCGUUGGCGCAACUUCCUGCGCGUCUGUUGCGCCGACUCGUGCUGCUCGCAGCACCUACCCUUCCGAGAACACGCCUGCGCGAGGCGUGUGCACGGCAGCCCCUUCCUACCAGAGCAGCCACCCGUCAAGUUUCUGCGGUAACUGCGCUUCUUUUCCUUCUUAUCUCCGCGACCGCACGAAUCUUCCUGCUGAAUGCAAGGGAACGGAGGAGAGGGCAAAUGCCAUUCGAGCUUCUCGAGCGUCGGCGAAGAACGCGCCCCACGGCUGCACCCAGGGGUCGUCACAAAGCUCCUUGUGUGGGCCAGGGGCGACGGACCAGACGGAGGUGCCAGUGUACGCCCGGCCCUCCGUAUCCACCGCACCUUCAUCCGGUUCCCGCGCCACGGUAACACACCUCAGCGGGCCAGCCGCCUUCGUCGACGUCGAAGGGCCGUUCGACUCGCUCUACGUCCCACUGCGGCGUCCUGCUCCACAGAACUGCGAGGCAACUCGUCAGCACUUCAGCAUCUUUGAAGCGGAGGGUAGCGAGCGUGUCGGUCUGCACACGGGAAGGAGCGAUAGGAGAGGCGUGACGACACGCGUGCAUCAAGUCGAUUACGCGCCACUCAGCGUUGCGCAGGUGAGACGUGGUGGUGCGGGUGGUGGUGAUGGCCUUCUAACAAGCAACAGCCUUUAUGGACAAGGGUGCUGA
Molecule: messenger RNA, 1162 nt
Organism: Leptomonas pyrrhocoris
Lineage: Eukaryota; Euglenozoa; Kinetoplastea; Trypanosomatida; Trypanosomatidae
Exons: 1
Coding region: 50-1162 (370 amino acids)
Source: RefSeq, a predicted model, not a curated record